Molecule: messenger RNA, 13767 nt
Organism: Cinara cedri
Lineage: Eukaryota; Metazoa; Arthropoda; Insecta; Hemiptera; Aphididae
Source: the annotation of a GenBank genome assembly
AUGUUGCAACGCCGGAACUACCGACGAACGCGUUCAGACGAGACGGACAUCCGGUCGGCCACGCGAGAAGAGCUGAGCGGUGCGAUGGCCGGAACCCCGCGGUCGGGGACGAAUGACUGUCGAUCGCAGUCAGGCGGUCAUGAAAGAACCGGUCCGCAAGCGGCCGCGACCAUAUCGGUGGCCGAAGCGGUCGCGACGGCCGCGGCCAAGUGGGGUGGAAAUAACAGCAGACCGGUGGCGGUGGACCACGACGACGACGACGACGGUGGAGGUGGCCAAUACGACGACGGCGGACUCGGCGACGACGGACGUCACGGUGACGACCGCCGUCACCGGCAGCUGGUGACACCCAGCGCGAGUUGCCGGAGUACACCGCUUCGACACAACCCGUCUGUCGGAUCGGCCGACACGGAAAUGACGUCACUAGACACCCGCGAGCUGUGGCUACCGGACACCGAGCCUACCCCGUCUACCAUGUCGGCCCUACACCAAUUCGGUGCUGAAAUGUUGAGACUAUCCCGUGGCCUGGAGAAGGUCGCCUCGCCCGACUCCAAGCCUGCCUCGCCCGAUAGGUCUUACAGGUGAGUGAUAAUCACUACAAUUAUUUCACUGUUGAAGUGAAAAAUGAUCACUGUAUUUCCAUAAAUCGAAAAAUAGCUAUUUAUAAACAUUUUUAUCAGGGUUUUAAUUAAUUAAAUAAUAAAAAUUAUGUGACAUUACGCUAAAUUUCUUUUUUGUGAACCAAACAACGUAGUUGUGAAAAAAUAGGUUUUUUUUUGCGAAUGUCUUAUUCGAAAAAUUAUAAAUAAAAUUGUUUCAUAAGUCAUAAUUAUUUAAGAACAAAAUAACAAUUUAAAAAAUUAUAAGUAUCUACUUCUAUUCCCAAAAGUAAUAACUAAUACAAACGGUUUGUUUUCAUUUAUGAAUGAAUAGGAACUAUAUAAAUCACUAAACUCUUCAGAAUAUAUAUUUGUAAUUUCAAUUUAAAUUGUUGAACGUUCAAAACAUUAAUGAAUAGUAUAAAACGUUUUAAAUAAGUAUUUCGAACACUACGCGACUCUGCCAAAGGAUACACGACGAAUUGUGUACCAAAUUGUAGAACUCAUUUACCGCCCUAAAUAUUUUCUCCGGCUUAUUUGAAUUUAUACACUAAAGACUAAAGAAUAUCGAUAUUUGCAGGCACAUAAAUCGGUGUACGGCAUUUUACCUCAAUCCGUUUUCGUUUUCUAAACCGUUAAAACCGUCUUGUUAAGCAAGUUGUGGCGUUAUAUUUUUUUCGUGGUAAAGUGUCACGUUUUAUUUUUUAUUUAAUAUAUACGAGUAUCUUCUCAUUUAUUCAGUAACAAACGGUAGAAAAAAAAAAACAAACUCAAACACUCGAAAAAUUGAAUUUGUAUUCGGCCGUUUGAGUAGAUGUACUUACACAUGGCGUAACUGUUAAGUGCGAAAUGCUACUAUUAAUCCACGUGACGACCUACUUCAUAAUUUCAUAACCAUCAAACACAAUAAUUUUUAAGACGUUAAAAACUGUCUGGUACCCCGCGCAUAGUGACACACAACAUUAUCAUUAACCAUUUGAUAUUAUUGGUUUUUCGAUGUACCCGCAUCCAUUAAGUGAUGAUCGUUGAUGAAAAUGAGCGCCAACUCAAAACUCAUCCGAAAACCGAUGACAAACCCUUUAUUUUUUUCAUUUUUCGUAAAUGAAUCUUUUAGGGAGCGGUGACGGACAAAGUAGAAAUUGGCAGUUCAAAUUACUCACUCUCCCAUUCCAAUAUACAGCGGAAUAGCUUAGGUCAGGGUAAUGGGUGGAUCGCCCCCUUGGUAUUUUUUUUUUAUGGUAUGACAUUUUAAUUACGCCUAUAACCUAUAAAUAAUAAAAUACAAUAUUAUUUAUACCCGUGGUGUAAUAAACAUUUAAACCACCCCCCCUCUCUUGAUUGAACUUCAGCUACGUUAAUGAUGUAUCACCCAUCUGAUGAAGCUAUUGUGAAAACUCAAAAUGGAGGGGGGAAUUGAAAUUAACUUAAUAACACCACGGGCUAUAUCGUUUUAAAUGAAAACAAGUUGACAAGAAAUAUGGAGAAAUAAUUUAUUUGAUUUGUUGAUAAAUUAUAUUAUAAUAUCUACUCCUUUUAAUAACUGUUUAAAUUGUAAAAUAAUUCAAUAAAACAUUGUUUAAGAGUAUUUUGUACGGCUUUGUACAUACAAAAUUAAUAUUAAAUUAGAUUAUUUUGCCUACCCAUUUGUUUCCCAAGGCAGAGAUACACGAACUAUUUAUACGGGUUCGACACCAUUGUCGUUAUAAAAAUUGUUUUAAUCGAACUGUAUCACCAGAAAUGUGCCAGAUAUUUUAAAAUUAUAAUCUAGAUAAUCAUUUCUGUGUACCGAAAUUGAUUUUAGUAUCGCAAUACAAGAUAUGGAACAUUUAUGUAUUAAGUAUUUAAAUACUAGACAAUCAAUACGUUAAAACAUAAAUAUUAAUUAAAUCUUGCACUCGUAUAAUACUUUAAAAUUUAUGCGGGGUUUUUAUUUGAAAUAAUUUUUCGAAAUUACCAACAUUUUCCUUAUUUUCAUGUAAUCAUUUUCAAUAUGUUCAGCAUUUUUUGAAAAGCCAUGGAGGAAAUGAUCCAGUUGUCACCUUCUUCAGGUACUAAUAAGAAUGAUACUUCAAAAUUCGUAUAUAUAAAUUGAUGAUACACAAGGAACAAAGUACAAUUGUAUUGAAAAUACGUAUUUAAGAAACUUAUAUUAAAAAUAAUGUAUAGCCUGGAAUAUUACGUACCCUAGUAAAUGAUAGAUUAUCGAAAAAUAAUUUCUGAAAUCGCAGUAUAUUAUAAUAAUAAAAAAAGUGAAAUUUUUUUCCGCUGGAAAAUAAAUUGUGAUCGAUUUCAAGUGCUACCCCACAUUAUCGUGAGGGUGAAAAGGGCAUAGUUAAUAAAUUCCUAUAAUAAAGCUUACUCGCGUAAAAAAUAAUAUUAUUGUGCGAACCGAUCCGUGUAAUAAUAAUUGAAAACGUCAAUAUUAUCCCGCAACUUAAUUAUGUGAACUAGCACAGAUAUACCUAUAUGUAUAAUGCGAUCGUGGAUACAAAUCGUUCGAUUUUUAAAUCAAUUUAUUCACAUUUAUUUUUUUUUAGAUUCUGAGUAUAGCGAAGAAUGUAUUGACUUUACUAAGAUGUUUAUUAUUAUUAUUUUUUUAUUUUUUUAUCCUGUGUAUGAAAAUUCUACCAAAAAUCAUGCUCAGAUAUAUACGCGUGACACCAUUUUUAAAAAGAAAUGUUGUCCACAUGGUACUUUUGUUAGGUCAUUUUUCGAUUUUCUAAACGGUUUUCAUAAUAUUUGGGAAAAACCAGGAUAGAACGUAAGAAAAACAGAAAAUUUACGAAAAUAAUAAUGCUUUUAUUAUUUUUCAAUUUUGUUACUUGUUGUAAUUCAGUCAAAAAUAUUCGUAGACUUGAAAUUUGGACAGAACAUUUAAAUUUGUCUUUUCUAAACGUGGUAAAAUUUUCAUAAAAUUAAAACCAUGAUUGAGAUAUUUAUAGUUAUUUUAUUUUGAGAGUUUUGUAUGUAAUAUUUAUUCCUUAGGUACUCUGUAGUAAAAUUGUAAGAUUUGAACAGAAAUUCUUAAAAAUUUAACAGAAGGUUCAUUAAAAACCCUUACUUUGUAGUGAAAAAAAAAAAAGUUUAAUGUAGUAUUUUUUUUCAUAAGAGAAUUUUAUCUUAUCAGUAUAGAUAUAACGUUCUCUUAAUGUUAAUAGUCAGUUAAAAAAUAAUCUUCAUCGAGUACUGACUAAGGUGUUUUGAUAUUUAAAAAUCUAUGAAUUUUAUGCAAUUUAUCUGAAUUUUCAUGACUAAUCUGAUUUCUUAAAUAAUUCUAUAUAAGACUAAAAGUUGAAAAAAUGCGCACUUAUAAACUAAAGCUUAGUGAAACACUUCGCAAUUUAGAAAACAAUAAACACAACUUUAAGGGAAAUUGGUUUACUUUAUAAUUUUCAAUAAAACCCAACCAUUUUCUUGGCACUUUUAUUCGUUCUUCGGAAAAACUCUAAGUUCUUGGGGGUUUUAUCGAGAACAAAAACCCUGAUAAAACCCAAUCGGGUUAAAUUUUUUCAAUAAACCCCGAACAUUUGCUAACUUUGAUCAUAUUAUAUACUAUGUAACUAUUACUGCAUGUAAUAUAACCAUAUUUAUGAAAAACAAUUUUAGCCUCUCUUUUCCAUUUUAGAUAGGUACCACGCCUAUGAGUACAUAACAAUAAUCGGGGUUGUGCACGUACAUUAUGUUCAGAACAUUUCGGUAGAAAAAACAAAAAGAAAUGCCUUUCUAGCCGACCCGACUUUAAACCCCAAUUAAAAUAACAUGUAGAAACCGCGAGUGCAUUGCAUACUGCAAUAUAAUAAAAACGAUAACGAGGAGCUUGGAAAUAAACAUUGUAUAUUAUUUAUUACUACAAAGGCGCGUAUUGUAAUAUUAUUCGAAACGGAUUUUUUAAAGCGAUAAUUGAGAGCGAAAAAAUGUAAAAAAUUCCAUUUGUUUUAAAAACGUUGUUUUUUUUUUUUACGACCAUGAUUUAUGUGCGUAGGUAACUCGCGAAUCCGAGUGUCGGACGAGAUUUAAUUAUUAUACUUACCGUCACCGUAGUCGUCGUCGUGAUGUAGAAUUAACUCGCCGUGGCCAGACAUAUAUUUUCCAUUAGGCGUACGAGACGCAAAAUGGCCGGAAAUCCCGGGAUUUAUGAGUGGUCGUGGUUCUUUUCCGUUUUUUUUUUUUUUUAAUGAACUCGCGAAUGAAUAGGCGAACCCGCUCGUUUCGGGCAUUCGUAUCCGCAGUGUAAUACAAAGUUAUCCCGUGCAAAUUAUUACGUAUAAUAAUAUACGAUAAACCGAUCGUUAUUAUUAUUUCAAAAUACUACAAUUAUAUACUUGUAAAAUUAAUGGUGAAAGUCUAUUGAAAAAAAAAAUAGAAAGGGUGGGGGUAUACUUGAUACUAAAAACGCUAAACACGGACAAAUUUUCAUUUUCCUAACUUUACUUAAGGGUAAGGGUUCUGUAAAUAAUCUAAUAAAGAUAUGAUUAAAUUCAUUUUGAAAUUCAACUUAAAUUUUAUCACUUUAACCCAUUUUUAGAAUACGACUCGAAUCCCCUAGUUUAAACUCAUCUGAUCCAGUGAAAGUCACUAGACGUGUUCAAAAAAAACGAAAAAGAUAUAAAUAUAACUUAAAAAAUAUUUAUAUAAAAAUCAUAUUGAAGUGCAACAAUUUCCAUGUUUGGGGAAAAUGCAAUAAAUACUUCUACUUUUAUUCGACGUUGGUACUCUCCUGGAAGUUUUUUAAUGACUUCAUUGAAAUAUAUUUUAUUCUAAAGUUGUUACUUUGUGGGUAUUGUAAGAAUUGUUAAUCUUAAAUCCAAUAAAACUUUCUUUAACCAUAAUAUAGAUCUCAUCUAAUUUUAGAAACUGAUAACGGCUGCAGCUAAUGUAUAGUGAUGCAGAAAAUUUGGACGUUUGAGUAAAAUACUUAGUAAUAGGUAGAUUAAGUUUUCCAUUUCCCCUCUGCUUAGUCUAAAACUGUUAUAGUAGAAUUAAAAAUAGGAUUAAAUAAGAGAGGGUAAUGAUGUGACGGUGGAAAGGAGAGAGGAAGAAGGAAAGGAGUACGGGAAAGUGUAUGGGGUUAUAAAGGGGUGAUAGGUAUAGGUAUAUUCAUAUUCGUAUGUAUGACGUAUGACGUGAACGCGCGGGGAUCUAUCUAACGAUAAGAUGAUUGAUGGCAGUGUUGCCACAACGAGCAAUCGAUCGGAUAAAACCUUGAAUAGACUCGCAGCGUAAUACGUUGACAAAAUUGGUAUAGUUUGUGUGUGUAAAUGGUUCUAUGUGUCUGUGAGAGUGGUCGCUCGGAUUGUAUUGUAAUAAAAAACGUACCUAUUAAAUUUAUUGACUAUGGCUAUUGUCUAAGACCCUAUACUUCUCUUCUGACUAUUUUACUCUUAUUAAUAUACUAUUGCGAAAAUAUGUAAAUAUUACACUUACCUUAUAUGUAUUUUCUGCUAGAAGUUCUUUGCUCAAAAUAUUAGGAGCAAGAUAUAAGGGAUAUGGGUAUCAAUGAAUCGUUGCGAUGUAUACACCUCGUUAGGUACCUAACAGACGUGUAAAUACUAUUUUUUACCUUCGGCUCACAAUGCGGCAGUCAGAUGUAUAGACAAUGCUAAAGUUAUCGAGAAUCACAUUUUCACCAUCGUCUUUUCUAGACGUAUAGACAACGGUUUCACGGAGUUGAAAGGGUUAGACGUCGGCACUAGAUACGACCACGUCCGUUUUACGUUUACAACCGAUUAACGAGAUGCGUGUAGCCGUCUGGUCAAUGGCGUUAGACUCUUUUAAGUGCAAAGUACUUUCGUAUGGCAUCCUGUACCCUUUUAGGCGUAUAGACAACCGUUUUCCAGGAUGUGUAUAACCGUUUACGUACCGGAAUAUUAUAUAUGUUUUUUUUUUAAGAAAAUAAACACAAUCUAUAGUAAAACAACAGAGACAAUAAACACAAUUACCAGGUAUAUAGAAUAGGAAGAAUUAAAUACAACAGCCCACCUUCGACAUUUGCAACUACUGUAUAGGUUUGGACAAAAAUGUAUGGUUGGUGUGAGUGAGCAAAAAAUGUCUGCUUCUGUUGGGCGAACCCAGAUAAACUACAACUGACUCCUAUACAGUCAGAAUGUCGGACAGACUAUCAGAUUUUUGGGUGACGCGUAUGGCGUAUUUAUGUAGUCCGCGGUCUCCCACACAGACGAUUAUUACUUCACUACGGUACCUACGGGGUCACCUCUUUGUGAGCGACGCGCAUAAUUAAUAUUUUGAAUUAAUAUGUGCCGUAUUAAGGUGGUAACAUUGUUUAAGAGAUGUUUGUGAUCGAACUGGUAACUGCUGUGUAACUGCUGCUGGUGCUGUGUAACCUUGAUCGUUUAUAUUACAAGUAUUAAAUAUUCAAUAUAUUACACUGUGGUAGUUUCUCAUCCACUAUAUGCAGUCGGUUUAUACUUAGGGCAGUAAACCCUUUGGAGCAUUAUUAGGUUUAGACAAGCAGUGUUUUUUUUUUUUGAAUAUGAAGGGGGACAAAAAUAGGCGAUCUAGCCAAUCAUAACCUAGUAGUUCUGAGAGCAUGUAUGUACCCGGAAAAACUAUUUUCAAAACCAACGAUGCUCUAUUAUACAAAUCUUAUAUUCCUCCAUGAUCUUCCUGUAUACGUACUAUAGUGUAAAAUAAUAUGUGUGGCGUAUACGAAUCGGUUGUGGGAUAUUACGAUUCAUAAAUCGAAACGAAUUAUCACAGCAAACGUCAUUUUACGCACAACAAUUUGCAUUCCCGGACCGAUAUCGGCUGCAGUUUAUAUUAUUGUACCUCGGGGGGUUAUACCGUGAACUGAGUUAUCUCGACGGCACCAUCAUUUGACGAGGUAGUAUAUUUUUCUCUCUGAGAUACGGUUUCGCACCGUGAGCCAGACCGUGUGCCACGGGAUUUCAUAAUAAUAAUAUACGAGUAGUGGUCUCGCCCAGGAAAAAAACUCAUCGAGCGUUUUUAAUUAUUUAUUUUUGUUUAUUAUUAUUAUGUACUGUGUAUAAAAUCAUUUUUUUUUUUUUGUUAUGUUUAACAAACAUUUUUUGUUGACCUCGGCAAUCCCGAGGGGUCACUGUAGUCGGACUGUCGUGACAAGUGCUAUACACUUUUUUUCGUUUUUUUGCAAUCGGAAAACACGGUGUGGCAAAAUUAUUAUCAUAAUUUAAUGCGAUUGUUUUCAAAAAAACAAACACGUAAAAUAAAUCGGCAAUCGAAAUGCAUCGCAAUCAAAACCUAACGCGGCUUUUCGUUUCGUCCUCUCCAUCAUCUAAACCCGUGAUGAUUUUUCAUUGAGCCAUCGACUUACAUUUUUGGUUUUCACUAUUAGGAUAGACCAUAAUUUCCUUGAAUACCAGGUUAGAUAGGUAGUAGGUUAGGUCAGAAGGUUAGGUUUAACUUGGAAAUUCUUAUUUGUAGUCUAGAUAUAAGUGCCUCGAUUGCGUCCCGACACGGUUUGGUUCACAAAAUAACGUAUCGAUGUUUAAAUAAAAUAGGUAUCAAUAUCUGUUCAAUAUAUUGAUUCGUGAUCAAUGGUAAUUUGAUUUAUAGUCUAUGUUAUCUGAUUGAUGCUGCCAUUUAAAUGUAUAUUAUACUGUCCGAACGCGUCAAGUUUCACCGUACACCAGUACUUAAAACGUACUUCCCUUAAAAAUCGAAUAAAAAACAACUAAAAAAUUACUCCUCAAACAAUACGACAAAGUUAUAUAAUACUUUUGUUACUUCAUCUUUAUUUUAUAAAGGUAUCUAUACCGGCGUUCUUCAGCUGACUGAAAACGAGUAAUAAUUUCAAUUUAAAACUUUCACUUAAGUAUUUAAGAAGUUUAUGCGACGAGGUGCAGGAGUUAUGCGGGAUCGACAAACUUUCCCGGACUAAUGAAGUCGAUAAUUAAUAUUUAGAAUAUUAUUUCUGAAAAUAAUAAUUCGGAAUUAUAAUAUUGUAGUGUACUUAUGGAAUAUAUCAUGAUAAAUGAAAAUCAGGAAAACGAACGUAUAUGCUGGAAAAACAAUGUCAAGUGUUCUGCUAUGUACAGGGUUUAUCAGGUUGACGGAAAUCAAAAAUAUCACCACUGAAAUCUAUUUGAACUAAUAUUUCACAUCUGUUUAUAGAAUUUACACUAUGAUAAUUUACUAUUUAAUAUGUAUUCAAAAGUAGGUAGUAGUUUUAACUCUAAAAAUUAGGGUGACGAAAAUAAAGAUAAUGCAAGAUUUUAGAAUGUAUAGUUACAUAAAGUUUUUACAUAAUAUCUCAUUUUUCACAAAAAUAAGUAUUUUCAGAGAAAAUUUCACCGUCACAUUUGAAAUUAUGAAAUUUUAAAAACUUUUUAGACUUGUUACAAUCAUUACAUACGCACUAUGAAUAUUAUGCAAACUCGCAUUAUGUAUAGUUACUGAUUUUUUGGGCUUAUUCCUACGGCAGAAUUCCACGUAGAAUUGAAUACAUUUGCAAUUAUUUUCUACUGAUCUUACUUAGCUGGACUAUUAUAAUAGCAUCAGUUUUUUUAUUUUCUACUAUUUUAUAGCUCUGCUAUACAAGAUCAAUAAAAAGUUCUUUAUCCGUGGCUUGGUAGAGAGGUUUUCUUUUUAAACAAUUUUCCAUUUUAAUUUUUAAACUGUACGACUAACAAAACUAGACUAUAAAUUACAUUUUAUAAAUUAACCAACGUGAUUCGUUGUCACAUUAUCAGUGAUUAUAAGUUCGCUAUCUACCAAAUAAUCGUAGUUUAGUACAUAACCUAAGCUUAUCGAAAACGUGUUUAUUAAAAACGCACUUAUCGCGAUGAAACGCAAUCCUUUAUAAACCUAGAUUAAUCUUUCAAUUACGAUAACCGUAGUUUCCCGUCAACGGAGUUUAUUGGUUUUUGGUGAGAACGAGCCUAAUUCGACGAAAAAGACUGCGUUCGUUUGUAGGACACUCCGAAGUUUCGUCAUAAAUAUUGUUCAGAAAUUGCGUAUGGCCAUAAAAAAAGUAGGUUUGAGGGAUAUAACAACCUCCCCUACCGCUAAAAUGUUUCCAAUAACUACUUUUUACUUUGCUAAUUUUCCAUAAAUUAACUUCUUUUUUGGUAUAUAUGAGAGGCUUGUAAAAUUAAAAACCUACUCAACUUUUUUUCUGGAUAUAUUACUCUUUACGUUCUAUUUAAAAAUAACGAAAAGAGUCAACGACUUUUAAAAAUUUUUAAUAAUACAGUUUUAUUUCGGUAAAAUACAGAAUUUCAAAUAAAAAUAUCCCAUUACUAGUUCUUUUGUGGGUCUUUUCUGAUAGGUAUCAGUGGUCCGCAUAUUUUAGAUGCCAUUGAUAUUUGUUCACCCAUUAUACGUAUUGGACGUUUUCUGUUUAUGUGACAUCAAUUAAAAGUUUCGAUAUACUUAAAAUGAUAUUUAUAUUUACUCACAUUUACAGACCCAAUUCGAGUUCCCACCGAGCGUAAACGUACCCAAGUUUGUUUUAAGAGUUGUGUAACCGAGUUUUGCAGAUAAUGUUUUAUAAAACAUAAUCUGACUAUCAGAACAAACUCAAUAUUUCUCCAUAUAAUUAUUAUGUUAGUGUUCUAUGUAUAAAAGUACUACCUAGGUUCCUACUCAAUGAAGAACCCCGACAAAUGUGUGUGUUUAUACAAUAUAACGUUCGUGCCGAACUCAGACAGUGUUUGUAAAUACGUCCUUGGAAAACCGUACAAUAUCGCAUAAAAUGAUGAUACGUAGAAAAUAAUUUCAGUAAAAUUCGUUUUCAAAGUUACCGAGUGUAACAUAUGAGUUCGCAUAAAAAGCCUGCGGUACCGUAAAUAAUUAAAGGUUUUGGCUGAGCUCCACGCUGCCUUGGAGCGGCGACUUGUGUUACACAUAAAACAAAAAAAUCAGCAUACAGCUUUUUGUACUGAAGUAUAUAGAUUUUACUAUUUUAGGAAACAUUGUAUACGCUGCUUCUAUACACCGAGAUGCAGAGUUAGUUGAGUUUUUUUUUUAACAGACGCAUGACCCCACGCCAAGAAUAGAAUACCGGUCAAGACUAACUCUCAUACUUUCAUAUAGACGUUAUACAGUCAACGAAACGGCCGUUCCCUAGGUCAGAGUGUACAACAGUAUCGAUUUGCUUUCAUACAUACCAUAUUUUUAUUAUUUUUAAUUUCGUAACAAAAAUAACGAACGAGCUUCAUUGGUUGGUAAAAGAGCUGCUAAUUUUAAAGAAAAAAAAACAACUAUAGAUAUUUAACUGACAUAAUUUUCAUUUCGGUUACACUUUAUAUUCUUAUCAAAAAUAAUAAGAAAAAUUACGUCAUUUGAGCCAAAGAAAAAGGAGAGCUAUGACUAGAGACGGGUGUGGCUACUGUUGUUGGUGGGUAGUUGGAAAGAUCGAAUACAUAACGUUAUUUAAUUUACACCUGUAACCAACGAUAAACCAUUGAUAACAAAAAACGAUUCCGAACUAAGUUCAGUUAAACAUGUUUAAAAGGCGUAAAAUGUAUGGUUCAAAAUCUGAUUUUAAAACUUAUAAAACUAAACAAUAAUACAUUACAUUCAAUUAUUUUCACCACUAAGUACGACGUAUCUAUAAUAAAGCUCAUGUCAAAUUCCCAAGCAUUUCUCUUUAGUCUAAAAAUGUUAUUCAUAAAGUAACUACCAAAUAAAAAUUCUUAACAUUGAAAUGUUUAUACAUAUAGCUCAAAAAUUGCUUAAUGAUUUAAAACAUUUCACUAUAUUUAGAAAAAAGUUUUCUGUCAAAAUAUCAAGAAUACGAAUACUAAGUAUGAAUAUUUUAAAUUGAAUUAAAUUAAAAAAUAAAAUUUAUAUGUUAACAAACAUUUUUUCGUAAAUUUACCUGUUCUUUCUACGUUUUUUUUUUUUUUUUUGGGUUUUGUUUAUUUAAAAAUCUAUGUACAAAGAAAAUCAGAAAUCGAUUGCCUUCGUCGCCAACUAGAUUAAAAAUUCAAGAAAUAAGGUCUUUUGUCAUUUUUCUACUGGAGCAAUAUUUAUAGUGGAAAUUAAUUUAAAUAAUGAAAUCGUCGCGUCGUAAUUUGAAAAAAUCGGAUUUAUGAAUUAUUCCUAUUUAUAACUAUAAUACGUUGAAUAUCAAAAUAUACUUUUUUUUUCAGUGGCUUUAUAUUAAAAGAAAUAAAAUCAUUAUGUCAUUUUUCUAUUAGAGUUAUAUUAUCGGCAAAAAGCAUCGUGAACAAAAAGUAACAACUAUGAAAGCGGUAAUGCCGUGGCACACCGCACCGUAAAUAUUUGCCAUUUUAUCAUAAUUUUCCUUCAGGUUUUUCUAAAUUAUUUUGAAUACCCAUUAGAAAAUCAAAAAAUGACCUAUUUAAUUCACCCACUAUAAAAAAUUCUCCUAUAGAAAUAGUACUACACUAUAUAUUAUAUCGGAACAAGAUAUUUAUUUAAAAAGUUGUGUUCAAGUGGAUAAAAAAGUACAGAUCAUAGUAGAAGCAAAGUAACGAGUUAAAAGUUACAAUUUCCUUAUACAAAAUAGUUAUGUACCUUUGUAAUUAUGUAACUACUUACAGUUGCUCAGUUUGACUGACGAUUUUGAAUUACAAUAUAUUUAAUAUAAAAAAUGUAUUAUCAUAUUUAUAAAGCCAGUUUAUUUUAUUUUUUUUUUUUAGAUUAUCUGGUGACGACAACGACGUCGAAUACGAUAUGGACGACGGCCUGGACGAUGAACUAGACGACGAUCUGGACGACGACUUAUUAGACGAGGAGAGCGGCGGCGGUGGAGUACCGUUCACCGACGGCGGCUGCGAUUCGAUUUGCUCGGAGGAGGUGACGGGCACGCCGCGAUGUCGUCGUGUCAAACGACAGCGGCGGCGACGAAGGCGACGGUCUGGUACGCUACACGAGUCUAUGCGCCGGCGGUUUGAUGGUCACGGUCACCGAUAUCCGCCACCACACCCAUACUUUCGGCACCCCCACCAGCAAAAAAAUCAUCUGCAGUCACCACAUCACACUGAUAGCCGACCUACACGGGUCCGGAGCUUUCACGAAGACGAACUUCGGCGAAACCGGAUCGAAUCACCGGUCAUUGUAACGACAGAAGACAAUAUUGAGACUAUUGCGGUAACGGGCCCGAAAAUCGUGGGCACAUUGCUCAAACAGGAAUACCAGCGGAAACCCGGGCUGGAAGAAGAGAUCUGCCUAUUGCCACCACCACCUCGCCGACGUCGGCGACGGUGUUCGGCAUCCACGAGUAGUGGCGACACCACUGGCACCCCAUCACCGCACCCCACACCACGAUGGCCGGUGGAACAGACACCACCGCCACUUGCUCGUGAACCAACUCACCAACCGCAACAGCUAACGGCAGCACAACCGGACAACCAACCGAAGCGACAUGACAUGUUGCAGCAAACGGCGGUAGCGGCCACUCGACGAGCCGACACAAUAGCCGAGUGGUCAGCCGUGGCCAACACAUCCAAGACGACGUUGGUAGUCGACUGCGGUAAAGGUGGCUUACCGUUACGCAGGGCCAUGACACAAAAGCUGAUACGGAAAAGGACGCUGACCAUGAGUACGCCGUCCGGCAAACGGCACUCGCCGCUCAUGCGGUACGGCUCGACCCUUGGCCUGCCGGCGUCACAGCAACAACAACACCAGACGUCACCGAUGACGUCACUGCAACGAUCCACCAACAACAAUAACAGCCGGUCAAGCGUCAUGAUCCGAAACUCGUACCGGCAUGGCCGCAUCAUCCGGCUGGAGCAGAAAGCCACUAAAGUUUUGGGUGUCGUGUUUUUCACGUUCGUUUUCCUGUGGACGCCGUUCUUCGCGCUAAACCUACUGCCGUCCGUGUGUCCGAACUGCGAAGCAAACACUAACAAGGGCCUCAUUGAUCUAGUUACGUGGCUCGGUUAUGCCAGUUCUAUGGUCAACCCAGUGUUCUAUACCAUUUUCAACAAGGUGUUCCGGCAGGCAUUUAAACGGGUGUUAUUGUGCAAGUAUCGCGGCCGGAACAAGAGACACUCGUGGCCACCUCCACCGCCGAUUCGGAAGGUCUGAUCAGAAUUGUGUCAGAAUCUCGAAUCUUAAUUUUAUUAUCUCCUCUCUGUACUUCCCGAUCACCCCACCGCUUUGGAUACAGUAGGACGUCGCGAACUAAAAAAAGUUGAAUGAGCAAGUCUUGUUCAGGGGGAUGGGGGUUAUCCGGUCAUAACUCUAUCAUGCGUUUUUA